AUGGGUGUACACAGCCUGCCCGUUUCAAGUGAUCAGCCACCUCAGAAGAAACGUCGGUUGGCUUCUGAAGAUACGUCUAUUCCAUCGGUGUUCACCUUGUCGUCCUCGCUUGAGGCAUCGAAGAACCAUUAUAGGAGCAUCAUAGUUAAGAAGGGCGAUAAAGUCAGCAGGCGUAUUGACACGCUGUUGAAACUGAUCGCAGACCAUGGUGCGGUGCUGGUGAUGGCGCAGGGUAAUGGGAUCCAGAAGAUGCUGACGAUAGUGGAGAUCGUCAAGAGUAAACUAGAAGGGGAGAACAAGUACGAACAGUUCAACAGAUUGGACAAGUACGACACCGUUGUGAAGAAGAACGAAGUCAUCGACGUGAAAAGAUCCACAGCUGUGUUCUAUACCCUGCUGAAAAAGGUGGAUCAAUUGGAUGAGGAAUUGAAGGAAUGGACCAGACAAACGAUAUAA
Molecule: messenger RNA, 456 nt
Organism: Williopsis jadinii
Lineage: Eukaryota; Fungi; Ascomycota; Saccharomycetes; Phaffomycetales; Wickerhamomycetaceae
Gene: POP6
Product: ribonuclease P/MRP protein subunit POP6
Exons: 1
Coding region: 1-456 (151 amino acids)
Molecular function (GO): nucleic acid binding
Source: RefSeq, a predicted model, not a curated record